UAUUCGCGGAUUUUUGCCGAAUUUGUCAAACUGUCGAAAGACAUCAGCCCAACGCCGAGGGCAUUCACAGGGUCACACAUGGCAUGGCAGGCAUGUUGAUGGCUCAGUUGGUCUUGAUUUCUUUGGCUGUUAAGCUCCCACCUUCUAAUAUUGGGGAGGAAAUGGUAAAAGGAAGGCAUAAAGGCUAGAAGCAGAGCAGGUCCCUCCGAUUUUACUCUGUUUCACCGAGCGAGCGAGAGAGAGAGAGAGAGCUAUAUGUGUAUUUCGGAAGCUAAAUAGUAAGGUUAAGCGGCGAUGAGGAGCUUCACAAGAUUGUUUACUCGAAUCGUUCGAAGUAGAAGAGAACUCCAUAGAGAAGAUAAGGCCCUUUUCUCUAGUCGUCGCCUCUUCUUUGCUUCUUCUACAAGAGCUUAUUUAUUUCACCAGAAUCAAAACAAAUUUGCCGCUUUCAAUCCAUCAAAUUCAUUGCCCGCAUCAUCAUCCAACUUCACAAAAUGGGGCCUUUUUGGAGGACAGAAGAGGAGCAUGUUUAUUCAAACCCAGACGACACCAAACCCUUCGUCUCUUAUGUUCUACCCUGGGAAACCAGUCAUGGAAGUUGGAAGUGCAGACUUUCCAAAUGCUCGUUCAGCCAUGAAUUCUCCUCUAGCAAAAGCUCUCUAUGGCAUUGAUGGAAUUACUCGAGUAUUCUUUGGAUCAGAUUUUAUAACUGUGACAAAGUCAGAUGAUGUGUCUUGGGAUCUCCUAAAACCUGAAAUUUUUGCAGCAAUCAUGGACUUCUAUACUUCUGGAGAGCCACUGUUUCUAGACUCUAGUGUGGCAGCUUCCAUGGACAAUGUGAUUCAUGAGGAUGAUUCAGAGACAGUUGCGAUGAUCAAAGAACUACUAGAGACUCGUAUACGACCAGCAGUGCAAGAUGAUGGUGGGGACAUUGAGUAUCGAGGAUACGAUCCAGAAACUGGAGUGGUCAAACUGAGGAUGCAAGGAGCCUGCAGUGGCUGUCCUAGUUCAUCAGUGACUCUGAAAUCAGGCAUUGAAAACAUGCUCAUGCAUUAUGUACCAGAGGUUAAAGGUGUCGAACAAGAACUAGAUGAUGAAGAUGAAGCAGAAAAUCUUACCAGCCAGAUGGAUUAACACCCAUAAUUGAGAUCUAACAAAUAUUGGUUCAUCUCAAAGUCUCAACACUUAAACCCAGCAGUGAACCCAACAGUAUCAAGAGCUUUUAAUUGAAGAAGCAGCAUUGGUUUUAUAGGAGGUUCCUGCAGGACUAUUAUUUCACAAUGUAGCAGUGUACACCUGUCAGUUCUCUUUUAAAAUGUCGUCAGUGUAACGAAUUAUUGAUGAGGAAUGUGGAAGAAAUCAGGGUGUAUAAAAGCACUGUUUGCCAUCUUAGAUUCUUUUAUUAUUAUAAUUUUAAUGGCAACAUCUGAUAUUUUGUUCUA
Molecule: messenger RNA, 1442 nt
Organism: Macadamia integrifolia
Lineage: Eukaryota; Viridiplantae; Streptophyta; Magnoliopsida; Proteales; Proteaceae
Product: nifU-like protein 4, mitochondrial
Exons: 7
Coding region: 295-1134 (279 amino acids)
Biological process (GO): iron-sulfur cluster assembly
Cellular component (GO): mitochondrion
Molecular function (GO): iron ion binding; iron-sulfur cluster binding
Source: RefSeq, a predicted model, not a curated record